This is a messenger RNA of Cucurbita maxima (winter squash), 1232 nucleotides long. Its product is annotated as F-box/kelch-repeat protein SKIP11-like. Gene Ontology annotation, cellular component: nucleus. NCBI's taxonomy places the organism in Eukaryota, Viridiplantae, Streptophyta, Magnoliopsida, Cucurbitales, Cucurbitaceae. Bases 61 to 1224 code for a protein of 387 amino acids. The transcript has 2 exons. Gene Ontology annotation, molecular function: protein binding. The record is from RefSeq and is a predicted model, not a curated record.
CCAAGGAGCAGCCGUAGUGUUCUCUGUGGGGUACCUCUGAGCUUGUUCCAUGUUAGGGAGAUGGCAUACAGGAGGCAUUACUGGGAACGUUCAGCAAAAAGGGCAUGCAAGGUGUUGGUGGAUGAUGGUAAGAAGGAAGAGAGGUUAGUUGAGGAUCAGGACAGGGAGGAUACAAGCUUGUUGAUCUACAAACUUGGUCGGGAUAUGUCAAUAACAUGUCUUCUCCACUGCUCGAGAUCAGAAUAUGGAAGAAUUGCGUCGAUAAAUCGGGGGUUUCGGUCUGUAAUUUCAAGUGGAGAAAUUUAUAAAAUAAGGAGGCAGAUGGGAAUCAUUGAACAUUGGGUUUACUUCUCUUGCAGCCUUGUUGAAUGGGAUGCAUUUGAUCCGAGGUCUAACCAUUGGAUGCGUCUGCCUGUAAUGGCGUCGAAUGAAUGUUUUAUGUCGUCGGAUAAGGAAUCGUUAGGUGUUGGUACUGAACUUCUUGUUUUUGGAAUGGAAACACUUUCCCAAAUUAUAUAUAGAUAUAGUCUUUUGGAUAACAAAUGGUCAUCUGGGAUGCAGCUGAACACACCCAGGUUUUUGUUUGGUUCAGCCAGUGUUGGAGGAAUUGCAAUACUAGCUGGUGGUUGCAACGCUGAUGGAAAACUGCUGAGAUCAGCUGAGCUUUAUAAUUCUGAUACAGGAAAGUGGGUGAAUCUUCCUAGAAUGAAUAAAGCAAGGAAAUUGUGCUCAGCAGUGUUUGUUGAUGGAAAGUUCUAUGUGAUUGGAGGAAUGGGGCCAGGUUACACCGCUCUUACUUGUGGCGAAGAAUACGAUAUGAAGACUCAGACAUGGCGUGAGAUACCGAACAUGUACCCGAGACGAAAGGAGGAAGAGGUGCGAAAUGCUGCAGUUGAAGCACCUCCUUUGAUUGCAGUUGUAAACAAUGUUUUGUAUUCUGCAGAUUAUACACGUUGCGAGGUUAGAAGAUAUGAUAAGGCAACAAACUCGUGGGUGGUAUUAGGCCAAUUGCCGGAGCGUGUGGUCUCAACAAAUGGUUGGGGGGUGGCGUUUAGAGCUUGCGGUGAUCGAAUACUCGUUCUCGGUGGACCUAGGGCUUAUGGUGGACGUUACGUUGAGAUAUACUCUUGGACCCCAGGUGAAGGAGGUGAGCUGAAAUGGAAAGUGCUUGCCACAAGACAAUUAGGCCAUUUUGUGUUUAACUGUGCAGUCAUGGGAUGCUGAGCCUCCUC